Messenger RNA from Drosophila takahashii, 504 nucleotides. RefSeq names its product Cuticular protein 65Ec (gene Cpr65Ec). The record is from RefSeq and is a predicted model, not a curated record. Gene Ontology annotation, cellular component: chitin-based extracellular matrix. NCBI's taxonomy places the organism in Eukaryota, Metazoa, Arthropoda, Insecta, Diptera, Drosophilidae. Gene Ontology annotation, molecular function: structural constituent of chitin-based larval cuticle.
AUCCACUCCAAAAAUGAACAAAUUCUUCGUCCUUGCCGUCGCCGCCCUGGCUGUUUCGUGUGUCCAGGCCGACUCCUUCGAUGCGAGAGCCGAGACCCGGGAGUACAAGAGCGACCUGAAGGAGGACGGCAGCUAUGCCUACCAGUACCAGACGUCCAACGGCAUCGCCGGCCAGGAGUCGGGAGCGGGUGGCUACUAUGCCAGCGGCUCGAAUGCCUACUACGCCCCCGAUGGCCAGCUCAUCCAGCUGACCUACACCGCCGAUGCCAAUGGCUUCCACCCGGCCGGCGCCCAUCUGCCCACUCCUCCCCCCAUCCCGGCGGCCAUCCUGAAGUCCCUGGAGUACAUCCGCACCCAUCCCCAUCAGGAAUCCCGCCAGGGUCAGGGUCGAUUCUAGAUUCUAGACCAUCACCACCACCACUUGUUGAGCGUUAUUCGAGCUAGGCUUAAGUCAUUUGAAAAUAAAAAAACAUCGUUUGAGUCUUCAAACAUUUCCAUAAACAA